UGGAUUCCCUACAUCGCCACCGCCGAUGCCCAUCGGGUUGAUCGCCGGUGGUCCCGCGAGACAUAAGGCGGGACUUGUAAUCGCGCGGAGGAUAGUUUUCCGGCGACCGGUCUCACUGAAAUCAAAUACAGUAAACGAAAGUGAAGAACGUAUACGGUGAUCUGCUCUGAAGCUCAGCUGGUUUGUCCCUGCUCGCACCGGGCGACGGUCGAUGGCGGUCGACUCGGAAUCGGCCCUUCAGGGCGAAGAAGAGGAGGAGGAGGAGGAGGAGCGCUUGCUGGACGAAGAUGCGCCGGCUCAUCAUCCCGUCGCACCGCCCGACGAGUCAUUUGACCUCUCAACAACAGUUGAUCCCAGCUACAUAAUUUCCCUCAUACGGAAACUUCUACCGCCCAAUCAGACAUAUAACUCUUGCUCCGGUGGAGUUGAUGGAAACAAUUCCCAGAAGUCAAACUCGGAUCUCAUUGAAGAAAAGCUGGCCCUGGCAGAUAGUAUGAGAGCACAAGAUUCAGCAAACGACUUUCCUGAGAUAAUGGACAUUAUUGAUGAUAAUAAUGAAUCUGCCUGUGAAGAAGGAAAAGUUGAUGGAGAGUCAGGUUGCGGAAAUGGAUUGCCCAAAGCUUCUACAUUAGAAGAGGUUUGGGAAGGGUAUGGUUGCAUUCUGUGGGACCUUGCUGCAAGUCAAACUCAUGCCGAACUCAUGGUUGAGAACCUUGUUCUGGACGUGCUUUUGGCAAACCUCACAGUCUCCCAAUCCGCUAGGGUUAGAGAGAUUUGUCUUGGAAUUAUAGGGAAUGUUGCUUGCCAUGAGGUUCUCAUGAAGAGUAUAGUUUCUACUAAGGGGCUCAUUGACGCAAUUGUGGAUCAACUGUUUUUGGAUGAUACCCAAUGCUUAUGUGAAGCUUGCCGGUUUUUGACCUUGGCUAUUCAAGGUAAUGAAAGUAUUACUUGGGCGGAGGCUUUGUUGUCUGACCAUGUUAUUCGCCGUCUUGUUUGGAUUGCAGAGAACUCCUUGAAUCCACUGCUUAUAGAAAAGAGUGUUGGGCUACUUUUAACGAUGUCAGAAAAUCAACAAGUUGCGUCGAUUCUUCUUCCUCCUUUGAUUGAUAUCGGCCUGCCAAAUGUCCUCUUCAAUCUUCUGGCUUAUGAGAUGAGCCGACUAACAAGUGAAAAAAACCCUGAAAGAUACCCUGUGCUUGAUAUAAUUCUCCGUGCAAUUGAGGCUCUAUCUGUGAUGGAUGAUCAUUCUCACAGAAUCUCUUCAAAUAAGGAACUCAUUGGACUUGUUCGUGACCUGGUCAAACUUCCUGAUAAGAUGGAGAUUGCCGAUUCUUGUGUUACUGCAGCAGUUCUGAUGGCCAACAUUAUGUCUGAUGUCACCAACCUAGCUACAGAGAUGUCACUGGAUUUGCCCUUUUUACAGGGUUUGCUUGACAUAUUACCAUUUGCUGCAAAUGACAUGGAAGCACGGAAUGCUCUGUGGAGUAUUAUCGUCCAAUUGCUGGUUCAUAUUAAGGAAAGUGAAAUGGGAUUCUCCAUUUUGUAUCAAUAUGUGUCAGUUCUUGCAAGCAAGUGUGAUCUGAUCGAGGAAGAUCUUUUGGACCAUCAAACAGAUUCAUUCAUUAAACAUGGAAGCUCUGAUGGUUGUGAGACUAAACCAAAUGUCAUAAUUAUGGCCCUCAAACGGAUAAUUAGUAUAUUGCACCACUGGAAAACUUUGAAGGAUAAUGCUGAGGAGAACAGUUUGUCAGGAAAGCAUCAUGCUGAUGGAUCCUUGGUUGAUAAGUUGCUUCACUGCUGUGAAAAAUAUAUCAAAUGUUUAUCCUAGCAGGUGAUUGAAGCCUGGAUGUAGCACACUGGCACUACUAGUACUGGUUCUUCAAUUUUCAUGUGCCACUUCGAUGUUCUGCAAGGAUUUAGCUAUUGCAGACGCAUCCCGAUGGACCAUCUCAAUCGAUCUGUUAUCGAAGGAACUUCCGCAUGAAUGAGGGUUGCAGUGCAACAUACUUUUCAUCAUGCAUGUUGGAGGUCUCAUUGGACUUGCCUAAUCAUUGCUGCAUCCGCCUGAUAAAUUUGAUCAUGAAAACCAUGGAGUUAACUCUGCAGAUUCAGAGGAACUUGCUUGAAAAGCGUUGCCUGCCCAAUGGACAGCUGUCCCUCCAUGGUACCGAUAGGUUAUAUUUAAAGUUCUCGUGGACUGAAUAUUUGGAGAAGACAUCUUCUUGAAGUCUGUACAUUCCACAAGGCUAUGGAGUUCUCCCAUUACUAUGUCUAGGGCUGCCUGGUUUCCCGGAUUAGUGAUGCAGUAGCACUCAGUGAAUUGCUCCUCUACCUGGUGGGGACUUGUCAUAUACAUGAGCCGGUCUUGAUUCUAAUUGUACGGGGCUUUGUCAUUGCCACAGACAGUGAAUUUAUCUUGUGCUUAUCUCCCAAAGGUAUUUGAGUUUGCAUGUUUGAUCUA
Syzygium oleosum is the source of this 2461-nucleotide messenger RNA. RefSeq lists its product as uncharacterized. The coding region runs from base 212 to 1828 and encodes 538 amino acids. Lineage: Eukaryota; Viridiplantae; Streptophyta; Magnoliopsida; Myrtales; Myrtaceae. The record is from RefSeq and is a predicted model, not a curated record. The transcript has 11 exons.